GAUACUUUGAUAAAAAUAAUCAGCCAGAUGGUCCCGAGAGAACUGAUUCAUAUGUAAAAAGUGAUGGCGAAAAAAAUAAUGAGUCAGAGAGCUCUAGCGCUUCUUCAGAACAAAUCAUACCCACUACUAUUUCUAAAAAAAAGAUUUUAUUAGGUGGUGCAGGGAACUCUAUUGAUAUAGACAAAUUACUAUCAUCG
This is a messenger RNA of Racocetra persica, 197 nucleotides long. The record is from the annotation of a GenBank genome assembly. NCBI's taxonomy places the organism in Eukaryota, Fungi, Glomeromycota, Glomeromycetes, Diversisporales, Gigasporaceae.